GACGUGGACGUGGACGUGGACGUGGAUGUAGGAGCGCGCGAUUAAGUCUGAAGUGGAAAGAGUCUGAGUCGUGAGCCUUUUGCGCAGAAGGGAACGACCUUUGGAACUCGACAACCUGGGCCCGCCUCGGCUGCAGGAAGGAGGGCAAGGAGGAAGAGGAAGAAGCAGCAGCAGCAGCAGCAACACUUGCACCCCCCCUCAUGAGCUUGAUACGUCAUGUCCGCUACAGCUUCAGCUUCAGAUUCCAAGCUGAGUUGCUUGGAGUGGAACAAUACGCUAUCCAACAAGAUGUUGCGUGCACCCUGGUACGCUCUGCGCGGCCAGCCCUUCAUCUGCAAAUUCUUUUCAGACACGCCUUCUCGGACAUUUUGUCUGCUUUUGCAACCCAUGACACCAAGCAGCGCCCAUUUCGAAGGUCUAUCGAGCCGCUCAUCUGCUCGUCGCACAAAGGCUAGCGGUGAAGCGGCACAGUCGCAGGCACACACCCGCCCAGCAGCAGCAGCAGCAGCAGCAGCCUCGCAGUCGCACUCGGAGCAGCAGCAGCAGGAAGAGAGAGACUGGAAUUGGAGAGUCGACUUGCUGCAGAAGCUUUUGAGCGGUCAGAUCGAGACAGCAAGCGUCGAGUGCGAUUACGGAAAGACGGAGUCGCAAAUCACGAUCAGGCACGUUGCGCCCACUCUGAAUUUCUCCUUUGUAUUUGAGCUGAGCGCCUUGAGCAGCUCCGAAGCUGCUCAGGUGUAUCAGCAGCAUCUGCUGCUACCCCUCCUACGCGCUGCUGGUGCCCUCGAGAGCACGGGCGCAGAGGAGGAAGGCGAUGCGACGAAUCUUGCAAACGCGCUGGCGCUCGUCUCGUUGGGAUCCACUCGGCGGAAUGCCAGCAGACAUGCUCAUCCCGGUGAGGAGGAGGAGGAUGGGAAAGGUGUCGCAACUGCCACCUCACCCAACAUCGCUUCUUCGCUUGGCAAAGACUCGUCGCUGCAGCAGUCGAGCCAUCAAGCCGAAGAUUUGUCCGUCACUCUAGAUGAGGCAGAUGCGGAUUCUGACGGAUUCGAGGUGGAGAGUGCAAAAGUCCCCUCGCGAGCCAGGCCUACCAAAGUGAAGAAGGAAGAGCUUAGCACAUCUCCUUUCAGCACAAGAUACGGCGCAAUGGCAAGGCAAGAAGCGGAUCCGGACCCGAGUGCCGGACCUUCCAUCAAGCGAUCAUCAGAGAGUCCACUUGCUGCUCGACCAAGCAGGACGACGGUGAUGCGGGAAGAAAAAAUACCUCUUCGAUCAUCGCGUGGCAAAAAGAUCGACUCGGACGGGUUCGAAGAGGAAGAAGACGAAGCUUCUACUUUGCCGCAUAUCAAGAGUCCCGAGCCGCCAGAUACGCCUGCUGUGGCUAUCAAGCGCAAUGCAAAGCUACCAAAGCUCAAAGGCGGCGGCGGCGGCGGCGGCGGCGGCAGCAGAAGCAGCGCGACGGAGAGCGAAGAGGAUGGGAAUGCGGAUCUCGCCUCUUCUUUUAAAGGAGUCGAAUCUCCCACGAUGCGCAAAGCUGUGCAUGCGCGCAGUCCCACAGAUUCUUUCUCUUUCGAAGCUCCUUCGCGCUCGCCUGAAGAUGCCAUGAUGCCUCGACCUCGGCAGAAGCAAGCAGCAGCAGCAGGGGUAAAGUCACCGAGCAAACGCGCGAGGGUGAGAGGGGAUGAUGAUGAUGAUGAUGAUGCGGCCGGAGCGUCGCAGGAUGGCUCGUCCAUGCAAGACGCCCUCCUCACUCCUUCGCCGCCCAUCCUACCACGCCGCGCAAAGAUGCCGGACCUCUCCCCCAAAGAGCCCAUCACCGCUGCGCACGCACACGUCUCUGAGCUCGAGCAAGGGCAAAAGGAGGACAAGAAAGCGGACAACGACAAGGCUCAUGGAACGGCUGCUACGCGCGGAGGAAGAGGUACGGGUUACAGGAAAGCGCAAGGUGGCCGCAAAAAGGGGUUUUGAUAUGCGCGGGGGGAGGGGCGGGCUUGCGCGCGCGUGAUCCUUCCUUCUUGCAAAAAAACUUGCCGAUUCGUUUCGCCUAUGCAUGCACGGCCCUUGAGAAGUUUUCUUUCUGCACAGAUCCGAUUGCGUGUGCGGCGCCCUGCUCCCCCGCUCCCCGCUCCCCGCUCCCCGCUUCCUCCACUCGACUUGCUGCUGAUGGUGAUGA
Molecule: messenger RNA, 2173 nt
Organism: Ceraceosorus guamensis
Lineage: Eukaryota; Fungi; Basidiomycota; Exobasidiomycetes; Ceraceosorales; Ceraceosoraceae
Exons: 4
Coding region: 217-1968 (583 amino acids)
Source: RefSeq, a predicted model, not a curated record